Molecule: messenger RNA, 4143 nt
Organism: Mollisia scopiformis
Lineage: Eukaryota; Fungi; Ascomycota; Leotiomycetes; Helotiales; Mollisiaceae
Exons: 4
Coding region: 1-4143 (1380 amino acids)
Biological process (GO): establishment of mitochondrion localization; maintenance of protein location in cell cortex; microtubule cytoskeleton organization
Cellular component (GO): cell cortex; mitochondrion
Molecular function (GO): phospholipid binding; tubulin binding
Source: RefSeq, a predicted model, not a curated record
AUGGAUCCAGUAACCGCGGCCAAUAUGAAGGAGUGGGAGACGGAAGAUGAGUAUGCUGCGGCAGCAGCUGCUUCUCUUCCAACACCAACGGACACGCCAUAUCGAACUCCUUCACGCGGUUCACGACGUUCCUCGCGCCAGAAGUCCAUCUCUCCCGGACCCUCCUCAUCACCUCCACCAUUGCCUCCAGGAGAGAAAGGUCGUCGAGAUUCGCGAGACGUGACGAACGACGAAAGCAUUUCCAUUCUUGAUCCUCGACGCUUCACUCCUACCCUUCAUGCGAAUCUGGUUUCAGAGAUCCUUGCUCUUCGUAGAGACCAAGAAGAAAAGACGAAGACAAUUGAAAGUUUGGAGAGUGAGCUCCAUGAGACUCGUGGGGAACAUGAAGAAAUCCAAACCACACUAGUGUCUACUUCGAAGGAGAACCGGUCACUAAAGCGUCAAUUGGCUCUUCUCGAAGGAGGAACUUCUUCUGCACUUUCAGAACUUGCGAGGGAACGCGACGAGGCAAUUGAUACCCAUAACGAGACCAGAAAAAGAUUGGAGGUCGCACAAAAGAAGAUCCGAAGCCAGGAAGAGGACUCGGACAGAGUCCACGAGUUAUGGUCAAACGACAAAGACAACUGGGAGGAGGAGAAGCGAAAACUUGAACGCAAAGUCCAUAUCGCCGAAAGUCGAUUGAGGACUGUGCUUGAUGAAGUCGCUACCUACCAAGCAGAUCAGCAGAAUGGUCAUACGGAGCAUGAGAACGAGCUUGAAGAAGCUUCAAGAGAUACCGCCAAUGGCCAUGCUAGCGAUGCUGCUAGUGUUCGAACCAUGAGCAUGACCAACAGUAUUCGCUUUUCCAUUCUCAAUGGAACAAAUGGAUAUGGAGGAACCAAACUCAAUGGGAUGAGCUUAGCAGAUGAACUUGAUCUGGAUGAAGACGAAGACCAGACUGAUUAUGAUGGUCGUGAGAGUGUGCUUUCUGUCCGUCACAAGCGCAAUCAGAGCCGUGAGAGUGUCAUGUCCAAGAAUCAUCGUCGCAAUCAAAGCAUCGAAAGCCUGAUGCGACCAGGAAGUGUCGCUCGUGGCAGACUUCUCGCUCAACAGGCAGUAUUAGACAGACUUGAAGACGGAAUCAUGGAAGAUGAUGAGAAUGCCCCACCUCCUAAGGUCGAAUAUGUUGAUACCGGCGUUCAAUUUUCACCUCCUCCAUCACCAAAGCUUCAGCCAGUUGAGGUUGUGCAAGUCGUGGAACCUAUACCAGUCAAUGGUGUGAAUGGGUCUCCGAAGAUAGAGCGUCAUGAACCUGCUCACCGAGAAUGGGAGAUCGAAGCAAAUCAACGAAGGAAGCGUGUACACGCAAGUCCACCAUUGGUGAUUGAGCCACCAGCAAGUUCGUCGAUGGUGUCUUCAGCAUCGCAGACGAUUGAGGAUCCUCUCAGUCCCCCACGGACGCCUAUAUCCCCCACGAGAGCUCCCCCGCCGCCACCAUCAGAAGAAAAACUGCGAGAAAUGACAUCAAUUUCGACACAAACAGAUGCUCCCGAGCCAGCACUGCAAUCUCCCAAACGUGCUGCCCCACCUCCUCCCAUCCCGAUUCCUUCAAUUCAGCUGCAUCCUCCCAAUUCAGCUCCUGCAACACCACAUGAACCUUUGUUGCCCCAGCAUUUCAAGGACGCCGGGUGUCAGGUCUCCAUGCAGGUACCCGUCCCGACCAGAUCAAUUUCCGUGCAAACAGAAGAGAUUCGAGUUGCCCAGCGAAUAAACCUGCUACCACCCCACCUUCAGCCUUCCGCAAUUUCAUCUAAACCUCCAUCUCCAGAGCCGAUUCUCGAGGAAAACAAACGCUUUUCUCCCGUUCCGGGCAAUUUACCCCCUAGAAACCCUCGUCGUGUGACGAGUCGAACAAGCUUGGAUCAACAGAUCCCGUCUUCGCCACCAGAGCUACCGAGCGAACCCCGUGAUGCUUAUCCUGGCAACAAUGACGACGGACCUGUAUCUAAAGACAGAACAUUUAUUCGAAGACCUCACAGAAUCAGCAGCUUGUUUGCAGGCUUCGAUAAUGCAAGCUCAGACGAUGCAGAUGAUUUCGCUGAUGCAGAUAUGAGUGACAAUGAUUUCAGAACUGCUCUUUCUGCACCGAAGCCUCACAAUGGCCUUCCAAAGAUAAGCAGACGGGUUUCAUCGGGACCAACAUCUGUUCCCGAGAAUGUCGAGCUGUCAGAAGUGUCAAGGCCUUACCCAAGCAAGGGUUCAAUGAGACAAGUGGCCCAUCAAGAUGCAAACGGUGAUUACUCGUUGCCGGAGGUACAAGCUCUCCCAUCGAGGGCCGGUAAGACUACUGUUCGUCAACUGGACAAGCCUUUGACUCUUGUUACAAACAACAAACCAAACACGAUGCGCCGGGCUGCAUUGAUUCAGAGUGGUGUAGCAGCUCACCAAGGUCGUGCUCGCAGUCCAAGUCUCCCAGAACCUGUCAAAGAACCACCAUUCCCUAUUCCAACUAGGGCAAGCUCAAGGAGACCACCUAUCAGUGCUAGCGCUCCCAGUGACGGUAAUAGAAGUCCAACUUAUGGACGUGGUGGGGGAGGGAGAGGUCAUUACCGUGCAAACAGUAUCCGAAAGGUUAGAUCUGCUGCAGCUCUUCCAAGAGGUGGUAGAGCAUAUCGUCGCCACGGUAGUCGAUCACCGCCUCCAAUGUCUGCAUCGACAGAAGCUCCUGAGAGUCCACAGUUACCUCCAAUGCCUAACAAUGAGAUCACUACUCCUCGAUACAUGAGGGAGACUGGUAGCAGUCGAUAUAGGUCUCACACCAGACAACAACCUUCGACAAACACUGCUAAUACCAGUAACACUGCAAAUACUGGUAAUGGCUCAGUUGGAACCAACAACCAAGCUACGAGUGUUGUGGAUGCUAUUGCUCAAACCAUGGUUGGCGAAUGGAUGUUCAAGUACGUCAGACGGCGGAAGUCGUUUGGGGUAUCUGAGUCCAAUGGUAUGGAGGGUGACAAUGCCAAUGGCGUCCGUCACAAACGUUGGGUCUGGCUUGCACCUUAUGAGCGAGCUGUGAUGUGGUCCAGCAAGCAACCAACAUCUGGUUCUGCCUUGAUGGGCAAGACUGGACGAAAGUUAACCAUCCAAUCCGUACUCGAUGUCAAGGACGAGAAUCCUCCACCCAAAGGAUCAGCUCCACUCUUUAAUCGCUCCAUCCUAAUCCUCACUCCAGCUCGAGCCUUGAAGUUCACAGCUGUAUCAGCAGAACGCCACUACGUCUGGCUGACCGCUCUCUCCUUCCUAGCACACUCCUCCCAAGCCGUACCAGAAAUCGUACAAGCACCUCUCCCGAUCCCAACAAUCCCUGAUUUCGAGAUUCCACGACAAGCAAACCGUCUUCGCAAGGGAGGCAUCCGAGACUCCAUCCGCGUCGCCAAAGGCAAAACCACAUCAGCACGCCAAGGACCCACAUCAGUGCACUCCUCCCAACAAGACAGCAUCCGCGAGGCGGAAUCCAUCUACUCGGGCCGUACGGACGGCCUACCAGACAUAGCAGCCGACCCACCCAUCGUACCCCGCUUCACCGACCGCGGAAGAGACAACUACGGACCCCCUCUCACCCACGGCCGCAAACGCUCCAACACCGGCUCCCGUGUCCCUCCUCCCCUCUCCUUCCGAGGCUUCUCCGGCCCCUCGAGCAGCGGCCACGCUCCUACAUCUAGCACCGCCGGGCUUUCCGUAGGCACAACCGGCUCCUCGGAUAUCUACAACCAGUCCCAACCGUCGUCCUCCAUCGCCGGCGGCGGCUUUAACGUCUCAUCCGGGCGCUCCUCGAUCCGUACCUCCGACGCAUCUGGGCGUCCCGGUGCGGUGGUUAACAAUUUCUUUGACGCCGUGGGCACGAUGCGGAUGGAAGCUUUUAUCUCCCCGAUGGCGUUGUCGCGGUUCGACGAUUAUCCGGAUGAGCAGGACGAGAUGGAUUUCGUGGGUAUGCACAGGCGGAGGAGUAAGGAGCGGCGGAGGCGGGAGAGGGAGAGCUUUUAUGGGAGUAGUAGGGGCAGUAGGCCGAGCGAGGAUUAUUAUGGGGGGAGUAAGACGGCGGGGGAGGAGGAGUAUGGGAGGUUUGAUGAGGCGGCCGGGUAUGAUCCUUUUAGGGGGUUCUGA